AUGAACUCUGGGAACGAUAGCUGGCACUCCUCUGCUGGUGGGCCACCGUCGCACCCUGGCAUGGAUCAGAUGAAUCAACAGCCUCGACCCUUGGGGUCAUUCGGACAAAACCCCCCUCAACAGGGCCCGGCUUCGCAGUCUUCCGGACCCGUCCUUCCUCCUCCUGCCGGACCCUACCAUCCCGCUGGUCAGUCCGGCGGUCACUCCCUACCAGGCCUCGCGGAGUUGAGCCAGACCCAUGGCACUCCACACCAGCCCUCAGCAUAUGGACAACAUGGCCCUGGUCCAUCACAUGGAUCGGGCCACUCCCUGCCUGGGAUUGGGCAGGCGAUGCAGCAUGCGUCCCCACAAUCUCUGAACCGCGAACGAGAGCGGGACUCCAGAGAGCGGGACCUCAUUGAGCGCCAACGCCAGGAAGAGAUGGCCCACCGAGAGCGUGAACAGCGCGAGCGCGAACAGAUGGAACGCCAGCAGAUGGAGCGCCAACGCGAACACCACCCCGUCCAGAGCCACCCGGGUUCGAUUCCCCUCCACCAGCCUGUGGCUUCAAAGGUCCAAAACUCCAUCCACGGUCCCAAUGGCCUCCUCUCGAAUCUUGGCGCAAACCCGAACAAUGGCCCUCAGGGUAGUGUGCAGUCUUCCGGUGGACCCGCUAGUCUUUUUGGCCCGCAGAUGCCGCACGGUGAAGGUACCCCUCGUUCAUACAUGCAACACCCCGGUGGACCCCCGAUAAUGGGAGGUUACAACGCAGCGGGACAGCAAAUUCCCGGAAAUGUCGCAGCCCUCGCACAAGGCCAACAGCCUAUUUUGAAUGAUGCCCUUAGUUAUCUGGAUCAAGUCAAGGUUCGAUUCGUUGAUCAGCCCGAUGUCUACAACCGCUUUUUGGAUAUAAUGAAAGACUUCAAGAGUCAAGCAAUUGAUACCCCGGGCGUGAUUCAACGGGUCUCCACCCUAUUCAAUGGCCACCCGGCGCUGAUCCAGGGUUUCAACACGUUCCUCCCUCCCGGAUAUCGUAUUGAGUGCGGUACGGAAGACAACCCUGAUGCAAUCCGUGUGACGACUCCUUCCGGAACGAACACCUUGAGUAUGCCACGCGCAGGACGCCCAUUGGAAAACAUCACCGAUCAGGUUUCUUCCAGUAGCCUUGGCCCGCCUGGUCGCCCUGAUUACUAUGAUCAGUCCCGCCCCGGUUGGCAACAGACCCAGCAGCAGCAGACUCAACAGCAGGGCCCACCUGGAUCUUACUCUCCAGGGUCCCGAAUGAUGGGUCCUGGUAUGUAUCAGGAUGGCCAAGGUGCUGCUCAUGACCAUCACUAUGGUUACCAAAGCCAGGAGGCCCAGGGCGCCGCAAACCUGUCUCACCAACAGGAUCACCGUGGAGUCGCACAGCUGCAAGGUGCAGCGUCGGCUGCUUCUGGUAUGGGAAGGCCUGGCCUGAUGCAAGUUUCAGGCGCUGGACCGAAUGCCGGCCUGACCCAGCCAAUGAGCAGUCUGGCUGGUGUCGGUGGUAUGCUUCAGGGCGGCCACCCUGAUCUCAACAAGCGUGGGCCUGUAGAGUUCAACCACGCCAUCAGUUAUGUGAACAAGAUAAAGAACCGCUUUUCACAAGCUCCGGAUAUCUACAAACAAUUCUUGGAAAUUCUACAGACAUAUCAACGGGAGUCAAAACCCAUCCAAGAUGUGUAUGCCCAGGUUACCACGUUGUUUAACAGUGCGCCGGAUCUGUUGGAGGACUUCAAGCAGUUUUUGCCAGAGUCUGCAGCCCAUGCUAAGCAGCAGGCCGCAGCUCGCCUUGCCGAGGAGUCCAUUCCCAUCAGUAACAUGCGCGGGGACUCCAUGGGCCUUCCUCAGUCAUCGAACCGCGAUAUGAAAAAUAUGCCUCCACUGGGCAACUUCAAUGUCAAGGAUUCUGGGAAAGAGAACAAGAAGCGGAGAGGCGCAGGCCCUGGUGUUGCUGGGUCCUCUAUGUCAGGACCUUCUGGUAUCGAUAGCGCCAGAUUGCCUGAAUCUCAGAUGCGUGGUCAGCCAGCACAGUUUGGCAAUGCAAACAAGAGACCCAAGUACUUCCACGGAAAGCCUUCUGGUGCUGACAUCCCCAACGUCUCUCCUACUCUAAUCCCCGCAUUGCCAGAGCCGAUUCCACCCUCUGUAUUGACAACGCCCAGCCAGGAAGAGAUUGCGUUCUUCGAUCGUGUCAAGAAGUUCAUUGCAAACAAGCAAAUCUUCAGUGAUUUCUUAAAGUUGUGCAACCUGUACACGAACGAUCUCAUCGAUCGCUUUAUCCUUGUUAAGCGUGCGGAGGGCUUCAUCGGCUCUAACGCCGAGCUGAUGAACUGGUUCAAGCGCUUUAUGAAUGUUGAAGAACCCGAAGACAAAACCAUCGACCCCAAGCCCCAGACAGAGGCGGGCAUUGUUAACCUUGCGCACUGCCGAUCAUUGGGACCCAGCUACCGUUUAUUGCCCAAGCGAGAGCGCCAGAAGGCAUGCAGUGGUCGUGAUCAACUUUGCUUCGAAGUGUUGAACGACGAGUGGGCCUCUCACCCGACUUGGGCGUCUGAAGAUUCUGGUUUCGUCGCACACCGAAAGAACCAGUAUGAAGAUGCUCUGCACCGGAUUGAAGAAGAUCGCCACGAUUAUGACCACCACAUCGAGGCUUGUACUCGAACCAUCCAGCUCAUUGAGCCUAUCUGCCAGCAAUUCUUGCACAUGUCUGAGAGUGAGCGUGCUAACUUCAAGUUGCCACCCGGCCUGGGUGGUCAGAGUGAGGCCAUCUAUCAGCGCGUAAUCAAGAAGGUGUACGACCGUCAGCGUGGCGAGAAGAUUAUUCGUGAUAUGUUUGAGCGGCCCUGCCAAGUCCUUCCUAUUGUUCUCUACCGAUUGAAGCAGAAGCUUGAGGAAUGGAAGGCAUGCCAGCGCGAGUGGGAUAAAGUUUGGCGUGAGCAGAUGCAGCGCGCAUACUGGCGCAGUCUUGAUCACCAGGCCAUUGCUACCCGACAGACCGACAAGAAGCUCUUUAUUGCGAAGAACAUUCAACAGGACCUGCAAGGGAAAUUUGAAGAAACACAGAAUCGUCGCAAGGCUGGCUUGAAGGCGGUCAACUACCAAGCUGAGAUGAAGAUGGAAGAUAUGGAUGUUCUAUUGGAUACUACACAUCUGCUCUGCAUGUACAUUGACCGGAGCACCUCUGGCUUCGGUGCUGAGCCUCAGCGUCUGAUAAACUUCGUCAAAGACUUCAUUCCCAUCUUCUUUGGGCUGGACCGUGAAACAUUCCACGACUACAUGGACGAACUUCUCAUUGCUGCUACUCCCCCUGAAGAGCUAGAAGACAACUUCGCCACUGAGGAGGAAUCAGCUGCCAGUCGCAAGGCACCUAACACGCAGAAGCUGGAUCUCCUGCGUGAGGUCCUGGAGCGCCGGGUGGAGAAGGGCAACCAGGAGAAGUCGAAUGGGGUUGCCGAACACCAGCCUUCAGAGCAGCAGCAGCAGCCGACUCCUGAGAUUGGUCGGGCUCUUUCUGCGGCCGUAUCCGAGGUCGAAGAGGCCUUUGAUGUUGCUGAGCUGAAGUGGAUGGAGCACCCUGGUCAAGGAAACUUCAAUGUGGAGCACGAGUACACUCUGAACGAGAAGUACAAGAAGACCGAGCAUCACAUGUACUGCAACCUGAACAUCCUCUGCUUCUUGCGCACAUUCGAGAUCCUUUACAUGCGUCUGGCGCGCAUCAAGCAACAGGAAGAGAGUGCCCGCGAGCAAGUUCGCCGGGGCCUUCUGCCCAAGCCUGCCCAUGAGCUUUGUCUUAUUGAUCGGUUCCCGAGCGAUUUCUUCUAUGAUGUCGAACCCAAAGCGAACCUUUACAAGCAGAUAGUGCGCAUGUGCGAGGAGGUGAUCCGGGGCGAUAUUGACCAGAUUCAUCUUGAGGAGACUCUCCGCCGCUUCUACAUGCAGGGUGGAUAUCUCUUGUACAACCUGGAAAGGAUUUUCUCGUCCAUUACCAAGUUCGUCGCGUCCAUCUUUACUGGAGAUUCGCGCGAUCGUAGCUCGGACAUUGCGAACCUGUUCUUCAAGGAGCGCGAGAAGGAAGAGACGACCCACCACCAGGAGAUUCAAUAUCGUAAGCAGGUUGAGAGAUUGGUCAAGGAGGGUGAUAUCUACCGUGUGACCUACUUCCCCUCUGAUCGCCGCAUAACCGUGCAAGUGAUGACCACGGAGGACGCCACCCUCGAACACGACGACCUGAGCUCUGAGGCCCGUUGGUCCUACUAUGUGACCGCCUACUCGAUGCGCGAUCCCACUGAAGGUGUCCAAAUUUCCGAGAUGCGCAUUCCAUUCCUGAAGCGUAACCUACCCGGCAAGCUAGACGAGGACGAAGAAUACGACCGCUACUACCGCCGGCUGCAGCACCACGACGGUCUGAUCAUCCGCAUCUGCGCAAACAAUUACACCAUCCUCUACCAACCCCCGAGCCACGACUGGUUUUGGCGUUCCAACGCGCCAGCGCCGAAGGACGCCGACGCCGAAGUCAUCAAGGCAUUGGAAGAGGAGCGCGCCAAGGAGAAGUCCACACUUAAGGAAAAGCGUCAUGACCGCUUUGUCGAGAAAUUUGUCAACAACCCCAACUGGGCGCGUGGACUCAGCAAAGACAAGGUCGACGAGUCGAACCAGCGCUUCCGGUCUUGGAUGAACGGGACACUGGAGAACGGAGAUAAUGGAGACGCUGUCAAGGUAUCACCGAUUCCCGCCGAGGAGAUUAAUGCUGCAGCUCCCGAGAAAGAGGAGCAGCCUGCUCCUGAGACCGAGGCCAAGCCGGAGCCCACAAACGCCGAAAAGGCCGAUGUCGAGAUGGCUGAUGUUGAGCCUGCAGUGUAA
Messenger RNA from Penicillium pulvis, 4863 nucleotides. Its product is annotated as transcriptional regulator SIN3. Gene Ontology annotation, cellular component: Sin3-type complex; chromatin. The record is from RefSeq and is a predicted model, not a curated record. The transcript has 7 exons. Gene Ontology annotation, biological process: negative regulation of transcription by RNA polymerase II. The coding region runs from base 1 to 4863 and encodes 1620 amino acids. Gene Ontology annotation, molecular function: transcription corepressor activity. NCBI's taxonomy places the organism in Eukaryota, Fungi, Ascomycota, Eurotiomycetes, Eurotiales, Aspergillaceae.